AUGUACCAGACAAAAGACGAUGCAUGUGGUGAUAGUGGACUGGAUGGGUUAGGAGGACCAGGUGUACAACUAGGAAGCCCCGAUAAGAAAAAAAGGAAGACAAACACACAGGGGCCUUCUUUUCCUCCAUUGUCUGAGUAUGCUCCGCCACCGAAUCCAAACUCUGACCAUCUAGUGGCUGCUAAUCCAUUUGAUGACAACUAUAAUACUAUUUCCUAUAAACCACUACCUUCGUCAAAUCCAUAUCUUGGCCCUGGGUAUCCUGGUUUUGGAGGCUACAGCACAUUCAGAAUGCCACCUCACGUCCCUCCAAGAAUGUCUUCCCCAUACUGUGCUCCUUACUCGCUCAGGAAUCAACCACACCCAUUUCCUCAGAAUCCUCUGGGCAUGGGUUUUAAUCGACCUCAUGCCUUUAACUUUGGGCCACAUGAUAAUUCAAAUUUUGGAAAUCCAUCUUAUAAUAAUGCACUAAGUCAGAAUGUUAAUAUGCCUAAUCAACACUUUAGACAAAAUCCUGCUGAAAACUUCAACCAGAUUCCUCCACAGAAUGCUGGCCAGGUUUCUAAUCCUGAGUUGGCAUCUAACUUCAUCCCUGGAAAUAAUUCAAAUUUUGCUUCUCCAUUAGAAUCUAAUCAUUCUUUUAUUCCUCCCCCAAAUACUUUUGGUCAAGCAAAAGCAGCACCACCCCCAAAACAAGAUUUUAAUCAAGGAUCAACCAAAAGCACUAAUCAAAAUUCCUCGGCUCAGCCACCUCACUUAAAUACGGAUGACACGAUGAAUCAGAGUAACAUUGAAUUAAAAAAUGUUAACCAAAACAAUGCAGUAAAUCAAGAGAAUAGCCGUUCAAGUAGUGCUGAAGCUGCAAACAACAACCAUGCCAAUGGGACACAGAAUAAGCCACGGCAACCUCGAGGCGCAGCAGACACAGGCACCACGGAAAAAAGCAAUAAAUCCUCCCUUCACCCAAGCCGCCGCGGCCAUUCUUCUUCCGACCCCGUGUACCCGUGUGGGAUCUGUACGAAUGAAGUGAACGAUGAUCAGGAUGCCAUCUUGUGUGAAGCCUCUUGUCAGAAAUGGUUUCAUCGGAUCUGCACCGGAAUGACUGAGACGGCGUAUGGCCUGCUAACUGCAGAAGCAUCAGCAGUCUGGGGCUGCGAUACCUGCAUGGCUGACAAAGAUAUCCAGCUGAUGCGCACUAGAGAAACUUUUGGCCCGCCUGCAGUGGGCAGCGAUGCUUAA
Pipistrellus nathusii (Nathusius's pipistrelle) is the source of this 1239-nucleotide messenger RNA. NCBI's taxonomy places the organism in Eukaryota, Metazoa, Chordata, Mammalia, Chiroptera, Vespertilionidae. The record is from the annotation of a GenBank genome assembly.